GGACAUCGGCGCUUAGAUUUUCCCCAAAUCAGAAGAAAUAGACACUAAAUUUCAUUUUGUGAAAGCACGAUCGUAGGAACAAUAAUCUGCAGUCAAAGUUUUUGCAAUAUGGAAGACCAAACCCAGAGAAAACCCAGAAUCCUGUGCCUCCACGGAUUCAGAACCAGUGGCGAAAUCCUCAAGCAAUUGGUCUUAAGAUGGCCAGAACCUGUGAUACAAAAGUUAGAACUGGUGUUCCUCGAUGGCCAGUUUCCCUCACUGGGAAGAUCUGACGUUGAAGGCAUUUUUGACCCUCCUUACUAUGAAUGGUUCCAAGCCAAUGAGGACUUCUCUGAAUAUAGAAACUUCGAAGAGUGUUUAGCAUACAUACAAGAUUUCAUGCUAAAAAAUGGUCCUUUCGAUGGUGUGUUGGGUUUCUCUCAGGGAGCAAUUUUAGCAGCUGCAUUGCCAGGAAUGCAAGCGCAGGGUGUAGCACUUGGGAAGGUAGAGAAGAUCAAGUUUUUGAUUGUGAUAUCUGGAGCCAAGUUUGGUGGAAACAAGUUUGGAAUGCCUAAAUUGGCUUCUAAUGCAUUUUCAAAACCAAUUGAUUGCUUAUCUCUUCACUUUAUUGGGGAGAAAGAUUUCAUGAAGGAAGAGAGCGUUGCUUUGCUGGAAGCAUUCCAGAAUCCUGUUGUGAUUCAUCACCCCAAAGGACAUACAGUCCCCAAACUUGAUGAUAAAAGUCUUGAAAUUAUGGUUAAUUUUACUGACAGGAUUCAGAGGAUGAUUUAAGAUGGUGAUGUCAAACCUUGAAUCUUAUGCAAACUUUCUGUCAGCUUUCUAUCUUGUAAAAAUAUUCACUGAAACCAUAUACUAAUGAGCCAGAGUCAAUGAAUGGUUAAAUUUGAAAGGGUCUAUUUUGUUAUGCAGUUGAUUAAGAUUUAUUCUGCAAAAUUGAUUUGAAGCUGCAAUGCAGUGAAAAAGGUUGGUGCCAUUGAAGGUUGGUGAUGAACACUUAUUUCCACAUAUAAAUCUUAUCUGUAUAAUUUUUUCCUCAUAGCUUUUCAUUUAGACCUUUGUUUAGCUGGCCAUAAGCAUUUUGGAAAUGUUUAUAUUAACUUCAUUCCUUAUAUAAGCAAUGCCAUUUGCUCUACUUGUAAA
This is a messenger RNA of Vigna radiata var. radiata (mung bean), 1140 nucleotides long. Its product is annotated as esterase FUS5. The coding region runs from base 109 to 771 and encodes 220 amino acids. The transcript has 6 exons. The record is from RefSeq and is a predicted model, not a curated record. Lineage: Eukaryota; Viridiplantae; Streptophyta; Magnoliopsida; Fabales; Fabaceae.